Molecule: messenger RNA, 813 nt
Organism: Cylindrotheca closterium
Lineage: Eukaryota; Bacillariophyta; Bacillariophyceae; Bacillariales; Bacillariaceae
Source: the annotation of a GenBank genome assembly
AUGGUCCAUCACAGCCGACUCCUCCAAUCGGUAUCAUCACUGAUAUUGUUGCUAGUCUUCUCGACAGUAGGAGUCAAUUCAUUUUUUCUGCCAUCCAAAUCUGCACAUUAUGGAUCGUCAUCAUCAUCCUCCUCACUGACAGUCCAAUCAUCAUCUACGACCAUCAAUCAUCAUCAUCAUCAUCAUCAUCAUCAUCAUCAUGGGGCCGAUCCUUCAAGCAGAGACAACGACGAUAGCAAGCUAGAAUUAUCAGCUUCUACUACUAGAAGGCAAUUUUGGACCACUACUAUUGCAUCAGCUGCUGGUAUUGUCCUUGGCACCACAGGAGCUGCUACUACUACUACUCCUGCGAAUGCCUUUGAUCGCACCGAUUCCAAAUUCUCUUACCGGAUUCAAAUUCCCGACUCGAUGAAGGAGGGUUCCAAACCCGUCAAGACGCACCAAGACGAAGUCAAUUUUGGAAAUUCGGAGAUUCGAGGAUAUCAAUAUGGCAUCACGGUGGAUCCAGUCCGCAUCAACAGUCUCAAGGAGUUUGGAACCCCCGAAGAGGUGGCAGCCAGAGUCGUUACGGCCGAAGUCAAUCGAGAUGGCGUCUUUGAAGUUACUUUGCUAAAAGACCCAGAAGUGUCCAAUGACGAUGGUGGUUACUUGUUGGAAUAUUUGAGUUCCGGCAAACGAGGGAACAAACAUUACAUCAACAAGAUCUUUAUUGACAAGAAUGAACUUUACGUGUUGACGGCCCAAUGCAAACAAGAGAAUUUUGAGCAAUUGGAACAGGAACUAAAGGCGACUGUCAAAUCGUUUAAAGUAUAA